UAAGUUUGUCUAGACCGAACAGGAUCAGUAGCAUUUAACUUUUACCGGCGUUUCAUUCUGUGACUACGCACUGAACGCACAUGCACAAACAAUAACGUCUUGAAAGAAACGUUAUCGCCGUGCGUAAUCUGGUCCUUGAUUUGAAGAAGAGCAGCACUUUCUAAUUUGGUUACUUCACGCAUUAAGAGUAAAUAAACCAACCUAAUCCAACAGGUGCUGGGCUCUUAAGAGAAAUCGCAUAAUAGCGUUUAACUUUGGUGAGAAGUUUCGAUAGAAAAAAAGUUGACUAGAGGGCGUGUCCUGAACUAUGUCGUGCUUGUAGUGUGCUUCUUACAUCUGGAACGCAGCUGCCUUGCAAAGGCUCGUUUUGCAGCAGUAAUUUUUCUGCGAGAGUGAUCUGCAAUUCCAAGAUCGUUCCAGUUUCUCUGGACGGGUAAAGUGCAAGUUUAUUUAGAGUGAACCAAAUGUACUACCAAACCUAAAACUUCUUUGUUGACCAUUACCGAUACCUCAACUCCUGGAUUUAAUUGGUUGACGAGUUAUUGUUCUGUCUUCUGUAUUCGAAUACCAGCAAGGAUGGAUCUCCUGUCUCUGGUGGUUGCUUUCUGCUCAUGUCUAGUGCCUGCUUAUGGGUCAGCUUUUGGCAGGGAAAUGCCUGCUUCUUCAAUGAGUGCUGACUCUGAGGGCAUAGACUAUGACAGCCCGUUUUAUUACGACUACGAGUCGCUGCGCAUUGGAGGCCUGGUCUUCGCGGUGACUCUCUUCAUCCUUGGCAUUGUGCUUAUUUUCAGUCGGAAAUGCCAAUGCAAGUCAUCUAAACCAGCAAGGGCUGACCCAGAGUCUGCAAUCAUGAGGAGCUAAGCAUGAUGUAUGGACAUGACAGGUCUGACCCCUGGUGCUCCACUUUAUCCUAUGCCAGCCAUCGCCUCCAGGGCGCCAGCAGAGGGCUUCCCACACGACCCACUGAUGGAGAGAGAGAGACAGAGACACACAGAGACUGGUCUUUUUUCAUAGAGCGAGACAAAGCCACAGACAUCUUUACACCAGUUUUGCUGAAGUUGCAUUUACACACACACCCCCGCCCACACACACACACCCAUCUACCGGCAUUACACAGCUUUCCUGCUGUUUAGGCCUGCCUAUAGUGAGAUUAUGUUUACGCAGGACUUCUUACAUAAUCAAGUCACUGAUAUUGCUUGUGUAACUGUAAAGUGUUUAUUUCACUGAUGUACGUAUUUUAUGGUUGUAUGCGUACCUGCAAAAGACACUGAUACACAGAGCACGAGAAGAAAAAAGGUACAUUAUUACUGGCUGCAGUUUUGAGAGACACUAUCCAUACCAUUGCAUUCAUCCAAAUGUCUUAACAUGCCUAAUUUUUUGUUUAUGAAAAUGAUUUGCCUAUGCAGUAUUUCCUAUUUUAAAUGAAAUGUAAUAAGCUGAGCUUGAUCGCCUUCUAUGCUAGCCUGUAGGUUUUAUAAACUGAGGAAAAAAAAAUAUAUUUGUGUUGUGUAAGGCUUUUAUUCUACACGAAGAAAUAAACAAACUGUUGACAUGAAAA
This is a messenger RNA of Engraulis encrasicolus (European anchovy), 1558 nucleotides long. RefSeq names its product FXYD domain containing ion transport regulator 6 like (gene fxyd6l). The coding region runs from base 577 to 861 and encodes 94 amino acids. Lineage: Eukaryota; Metazoa; Chordata; Actinopteri; Clupeiformes; Engraulidae. Gene Ontology annotation, molecular function: sodium channel regulator activity. The record is from RefSeq and is a predicted model, not a curated record. Gene Ontology annotation, cellular component: membrane. The transcript is spliced from 10 exons. Gene Ontology annotation, biological process: regulation of sodium ion transmembrane transporter activity.